Messenger RNA from Onychostoma macrolepis, 2278 nucleotides. It is a transcript of the gene dhrs13l1, whose product is annotated as dehydrogenase/reductase (SDR family) member 13 like 1. The transcript is spliced from 8 exons. Lineage: Eukaryota; Metazoa; Chordata; Actinopteri; Cypriniformes; Cyprinidae. Bases 549 to 1979 code for a protein of 476 amino acids. The record is from RefSeq and is a predicted model, not a curated record.
AGGCUACCAGUUAAAUUUUACAAUUCAAAUUUCAAUACCACAGCAAAAACUACUAGCCUAACAAAUAUAAAGUUCAAACAUCAUUGAAGACAAGUGAACAGUCAGUAAAUUAAGAGGAACAAAUGAACAAAUUACAAGCAAUAACACAAAUAAAUGAAUAGAACAAAAAUACAAAUUAAAGAUGUUUUGGGGUUUUAGAUUUGUAGGUGUUGAAGUACAGAAAUUAAAUAAUCAAACCUAAAAUAAUAUUGCAUAUUCAUCACUUUAUAAAUGGAAUAGGCUACUCCCCCCUAACGGCGCCCCUUUCUCUUUAUCAUGCAUCAGUGACUUUAGCUCUUUAAUUUCACAAAAGCGCCUCACUGUGUUGUGGAAGGGCCCAAGUAAAUGUACAUAUAUAUGGUUAUAACACCCACAUUCCAGACUAUCAGGCAGUGUUUACAGAUAGGCAUGGCUUGACUGCUUACUCAGUUUCUGUAUGCAGAUAUUAAGAUGGAGGUUUAGCGCAGAUCAGUCGAAGACUUCUGACUACUGCGCUUACAACCGAGAAAAUGAUUUUCUUUUUAUUUAUUGUAGUUUUAUUGGUUGCAUAUUUUAUUGCUCAUAGGAUUUUUGUUCAUAGGAAGACCUUUACCGGCACUUCCAAACUAUAUGGGAAAACAGUCAUUGUAACGGGUGGCAACACUGGCAUUGGGAAGGCGACUGCUGCAGAGCUGGCCGUGAGAGGAGCCCGAGUGAUUCUGGCCUGCCGCAGCAAACAGAGAGGAGAAGCAGCAGCACAAGAAAUCAGGACGGAAACUGGGAAUGAUGCUGUGAUCUUUAUGCAACUGGAUCUUGCAAGUCAGAAAUCCAUUCGAUCUUUUGCCGAAACCUUCCUCAAGGUUGAGCCCAGACUGGACCUGCUCAUCAAUAACGCUGAACACCCACAUUCCAGACUAUCAGGCAGCGUUUACAGAGGGGCGUGGCUUUUCUGCAGUUUACUCAGUUUCUGUAUGUGGAUAUCUGCUACGCUCACAACUGCAAACAUGAUUUUCUUUUUAUUUAUUGUAGUUUUAUUGGUUGCAUAUUUUAUUGCUCAUAGGAUUUUUGUUCAUAGGAAGACAUUCACCGGCACUGUCAAACUAUAUGGGAAAACGAUCAUUGUAACGGGUGGCAACACUGGCAUUGGGAAGGCGACUGCUGCAGAGCUGGCCGUGAGAGGAGCCCGAGUGAUUCUGGCCUGCCGCAGCAAACAGAGAGGAGAAGCAGCAGCACAAGAAAUCAGGACGGAAACUGGGAAUGAUGCUGUGAUCUUUAUGCAACUGGAUCUUGCAAGUCAGAAAUCCAUUCGAUCUUUUGCCGAAACCUUCCUCAAGGUUGAGCCCAGACUGGACCUGCUCAUCAAUAACGCUGCACUGGCCGCUCCAGGACGCACUGAAGAUGGCCUCGGCAUGAUCCUCGGUGUCAAUCACAUCGGUCCAUUCCUGCUGACCAGUCUUCUGUUGGAGCGUCUCAAGGAGUGUGGGCCAAGCAGGGUGGUCAAUGUGUCGUCUUGUGGUCAUGAUCUGGGCACUAUUGAUUUUGACUGCAUCAACACACACAAGAAGCUUGCUCUGGGAUCAUCUGACGUUGAUUUAUUCAGGGCCUACGCCAACAGCAAGCUCUGUAAUGUGCUUUUCACUCAUGAACUGGCCAAGAGACUGGAGGGAACCAACGUCACAUGCUACAGUCUCCAUCCAGGUUCGGUAAGAACAGAGCUCACCCGUGACAUCAAUGAAUGGCACAUGCGCAUUAUCAAGGCCAUCAUGAUUAAGUUCUGGGCGACUGACCCGGUGUCCGGGGCUCAGACGACGCUGUACGGCGCACUACAAGAGAACAUCGAGCACCUGAGCGGACGAUACUUUUCUGACAGUCAGCUGGUGCAAGUCAAGCCCGAGGCCAGAGAUGAUGGAAUCGCUAAAAAACUGUGGGACAUUAGUGAGAAGUUAUGUGGCAUGGCUUGAAUACACAGACACACACACUGCUGUGAGAAAAUUAUUGGUAUUUCUUUCUUUUGGUAUAUUAAUGUGUCCUUCAGGCAGAGUUCUGAGCACACAGAGUCAUAUUUAAAAGUGGGAAAAUUGAAAUUCUACAUGAAACAGCCCCUGUGAUCAUUUCUAGCCUAAAGCAUCUUAUGAUCCUCUUAUCAGACAAGCUCAGAUGGGGCAUUAGAGGACAAAGGGUCUAAAAGACUAAGCACCAUUUCAAACUUUACCACCAUGAAAUGCACCAUGAAUAAUAAAAAAGAAAGUAUUCUUGACGU